Molecule: messenger RNA, 528 nt
Organism: Fomitiporia mediterranea MF3/22
Lineage: Eukaryota; Fungi; Basidiomycota; Agaricomycetes; Hymenochaetales; Hymenochaetaceae
Product: WD40 repeat-like protein
Exons: 3
Coding region: 1-528 (175 amino acids)
Molecular function (GO): protein binding
Source: RefSeq, a predicted model, not a curated record
AUGCUCAACCAGGGAAAGCAAGAAGAGCCCCGGCUGAAGAGUCCAGACGGAACACGAAUAGCACUCUCCCUCGAAACAGGCCAAAUCUACAUCUUCGACCUAACCUCCCAAUCCCUCAUAUCCACAUACACCGCGCACGCAACGACAGUCCGGUCACUCGCAUGGUCCGCCGACUCUUCGCUCCUCCUAUCUGCUUCAGAUGAUCGACGACUUAUGUUGUUUGACGUGCGUGCUGGUCGCGGAGGUGGUGCGGGCGGAGGAGCGGUUGCGCCGCUUGUAGGGCAUGGCUCGUGGGUUAUAAGUACGGCGUUCUCGCCUGAUGGGCGGUUGGCACUAUCCGGGUCGACAGAUAAGACGAUUAAAGUAUGGGACAUUGCAGCGCGUGCAGCAGUCUCAACGAUUCAGGAUACUGGGGAAGUGUGGGGCGUAUCAUGGCGACCACAGGUUGCACCUGGUUCAGCUGGAGCGUUCGUCUCAGGCGGUGAAGAUGGCGUCGUAAGGUGGUGGAGAAGCGCUGGUGCAAGUUGA